UACGGUAGUGGUCACGCUUCAAGAAAUCGAGAAAUCCGGGGGAAAGAGGGCGCACUUGUUUGAAAUGGAAAAGCGCCGUGGUAGAUACUAUAUUGAUAAAGAAGAACAUCAAGUCCCGAGGGGUUCGUUCUGCUUGUGACAGCCGGUUAAAUGGCGUCCCUUGACAAGAUGUAUGUCAGAAGAAGUGCAGUAUUAUCAUAAGGAGAGUUAUACUUGGAAUACGGAGGAGGAAUGGAGCGGAAAAGAGGCAGAGGAGGUCUAAGAGAGGAAGAGGGUGAACUUGAGUCGGUUAAAACGGCGGGGAAAUUGAGAUUGUUAAAGAAGAAUGGUAGAAAGUGUAACAGAGUGAGUUUAAGACAGGAGGAGAAAUGGAAGUGAUCGAGGGCGAAGUAUCGGGAGGUGGUAGGUGAGGUGAAGUUCUCGGGGCCCGAGGCUUGCACUGAAGGUCAGGAUAAAGAUGAGUCUGUGACAGUAGGAGGGAUUUUUUUUUAAAGUGGACCCCUUUGAUCCAUUUGAGGUUUCAGGGUGGGUGAAAACAGAGUUGGAUGUUGUGGAAUCGCUGAGGGUAACCAGAAGUGGUCUUGUGAUAAUUGUAUGUGUUUCUUCUGGUCAGGGGGAGCGCGGUGUUAAACCUUUUGGUAGGCCGUCAUUGUAUUUAAGAAUGUGUUCUUAACUGACUUGCCUAGUUAAAUAAAGGUUAAAUAAAUAAACAAAAUGGGGGCAAGAUAUGUGAAUUGUUUUGCUCUCAAGAAAAGGGUGCCAUUGAAAUUAGUUAUUACUGGGGUUGUUUGGUGCAAAGCAGACAGACAUGGCGUGAGGGGAGAAACAGAAGAUUCAGUGUCUGUUCUUUUGAGUUUUUAUGUUGAGUCUUUGCCGGACAGUGAUGUUAGUAUAUAUAAAAGUUAUCCUGUAUGAGCUUUUGUGCCGACUACAUUACGUUGUUACAGGUGUCAAGCUUAUGGGCAUGUGGCAGCAGUGUUUAGGAGUGAGGUUCCUAGAUGUGAGAAGUGUGCAGAAGAGCAUGAGACGAAGAAGUGAGUAGCAUUGGGGAAAGUAGUGGUAUGUGUUAAUUGUAGGGGUAUCCAUGUGGCUGGGGAUCAGAAAUGUCCCAUGCAAGAGAGGCAGGUUGAGGUUUCCAGGGUUAGAGUAGGGCAGAAGUUGUCAUAUGGUGAGGCAGCGAAGAAGGGUCAAGGGGAAGGGGAUCCUGAGAGGAGUAACAGAUCUGUACCAGUACAGAGGGAUAGGCCAACAAGUGAUAUGUUUCAGUAAGAUUGGAUUUUUGGCAUCUAUAGUAAUGGUUAUCAACUAUACUGCAGGGAUGAAACGUAAGUCACAGAAAAUAGUUGUUGUGGUAGCUGCAGAGAGGUAUCUUGGUAUGUGAGACUUGACAUCAGAAGAGUUACAGGGUGUGUUAAGUGGUGGUGUCCCAUCAUUUCAGACUGUUUGCCUAAAGUAGGAAUAAAUAUAUUUAAAUAGUGGAGUAGGGUAUUUAUUAUUUGAGUCUAGUGUUAGAUGGUAGGGUAUUUGUUGUGUUUUUUUAUUGGAUAAAAAAAAAUUAAGAUUUUUUUUUUUUUAAAUCAAAGUACAAGGGAGUUAUACUCCCGUCUAGUAGGUGGCGGUAAUGCAACAUUUAUUGGAUGCCAACCGCCUUUAAACAUCAUCGAAGAAUAAUAAAAAGUACGGUAGCCUAACACAGCCAACAGACCCAAGUCAAAAAUUGAUGUAGCCAUUUAGCUAGCUGGAGAAGUAAAAUAGAUAAAUUAUACUAGUUUGUUUGGUAGAUUUCACUGUAAUUCAUAAUUUGAUAUAACAAACAAAAAUAAACUUACACCGGUAAACGGCAAGAUGUGUUGGGAACGGGAUUGACUUGGGCACUGUCCUGUCCCCACGUGAGUAGCACACGCUUUUAUAAUCAUUGUAAUUGUCACUGCUAAGGCUUGAAAGUCAAGUCCCUGAUUUUCCAAUUAUUAGAUGUUUCACUUGAGGAAUAUGCAGGCAGCUUUCUGUGGACCUGAUCUUGGCCCUUGUUAGUUUACCUUCUAAAUAGGUGGACUUCCAUUGUCACUUGAACUAGGCCGGGUUCUCCAUGUCCAUGUUUCGGCUCCGAGCUGUGACUGGGAGCCGCUACCUGCGCAGGUUUUUGCAUGGGGGAGCAGCGAACCGGGAUCAUGUUCUGGAGCAGCUUGGCAUCUGCUCUGGUGAAGACCAAGUGCUGGAAGUGGUCGGCAAGAACAAGGCCAAGCUGACUGUGAACCACGUUGGCUGUGCCAUAGGCAUGCUCUGGCAUUUCCAGAAGGAGAAGCCACAGAUCCUGAGAACGGUUGAAUUCAUCAAAAGCCACCCAGAGUUCCUGACUCUCCGGGUGCUGGCUGAGAACAAAAUUGAGCUCAUGGAUGAUGUCAUGUUGGUGGACAUGCUCUACAAUGUUCUCAGGCUCAAUGUGGAACCGUCUGAUUCUCUUGCUCAGCAAUUGGUCUCAGAGGCCUGGCUCAGAUUAUACAGAUUUCCAAUGCCAUCACUGUCCAAGUUUGCUGUCUGUCUAAGUGAUCAACAUCUGCAGAACAGUCCUCCAAUGGGUCAAAUCACUGACAUUUUGAAUCAGAAACUCUCCUCAAUUGAUGAUGCCAGGAUCCUGACGACCCUGAUGGUCAGUGUGUCAUCUUUGGUGUCCCCUCAUCUGCGGGAUAAACUCAUCAAUAAAGCAGAUCAUCUCCUUGACACCAUGGAUCCCUCACAUUACAACAACCCCAGGAGGAUGGUGCAGUUCCUGCGCAACAUCAAGUAUAGUUACCGUCCCCUGCUGGAGAAGUGCAACCAUAUUCUCUUGCGCAAUGUUCCCCACCUAAAUGCAGAGAACAUAAGCAUCAUCAUGGGGCUCUACCAGUCAAUACAGUUCAACAACUGUGACUUCCGUCUGGCUGCAAAGCAAAGGCUGAUGGAACUCGUGGACUCGAGCGCAGACCCUUUCUCCUUCACCAAGCUGUUUGUUGCUCUUGGGCCUAUGGCAGGGGAGGACACCAAAGAGAGGUUGGAGAGUACAGCACUGCUACUGGCAGAAGAUUUUAAUGCCCAUCAGGCCCUAGCUGUGGCAGAGACACUAGAGGAGAUUCAGUGUAGAAACCUGAAUCUGAUCCAAAAGAUUGCAUUAGUAGUCCACAAGAACCUGCAUGUCUACAAGCCCAUGGAGAUAGCCAGGAUCACACAAGCCCUGAUCCUGCUGCAUUACCAGAGUCCAGAGCUCUUCACUAAAUUAAGGAACAUUCUGGUUCAGUUCUUGCUGAACAGUGUCUACCCAUAUGAAGUGACCAUGCUGACUCGUGUUCUCUCCAUGCUGCCUUCACCUCGACUCGACGAAGGCGUCGUUUCACGGGUGGAGGCAGUGCUGCCCCAGUGUAAUCUGAAUGACCUGAACACCUUUGCAAUGGCCGUCGCUAAGUGGUUGCGAAAUGACCCGUCCUACCGACACAGCACGCCCAGCAAGUAUGUGCGUCUGCUACAGAUCCUGAACCGCUGCGGGCAUGAGCGCCUGCGCAAGGCUGAUCGCCUGGACUUGGUGUUGGAGGAGCUCAAGUACAUGUCAGGGGAAUGGUUUGAGGAGAUGCUGCUGGAGGAGACCAUGGUUACACUCCAGAGGUUGGAGGACCAGAUAUCCUGGACCAAUGUGCCUGAGAUGGCCCUUUUCCUGACCAGGACUAAUCACCUCUGUACUCCAUUAAUGGACCGCAUCGCUAGCGUGGCCAUGGAGAAUAUCAACAAGAUCCACUACUCAGCGACUUAUGCCACCUUGCUGCCCUUUGCCAUACUGAAUUAUGAUCCACCAGGGGUGGACGAGCUGUUUGACAUCUGCAUUCAGCGCGUCAUACCUCAUAUCAGUUCCUUUGACCCCCAUCUGCUUGUACUUCUCGCAUAUGCCCUGGCUGUGGCUGACUGCUUCCCGGAGGACCUGGUUCGAGAAAUCUUCAAUGUGAAUUUCCUUGCCAAGCUGGAUUCCCAGUUAGAAACCCUGCCUGACGCCCUCAACAAGCGGAUCCGCCUGCGUCUCAUGGAGCUAAAUCGGGCUGUGUGUCUGGAGUGUCCAGAGUCCCAGGUUCCCUGGUUCCACGAGCGUUACUGCCUCCAGUUACAGAAGAAAGGGAAUGGUUCCAUCAGUCCUGUCCAACAACAAAUCCACAAAAUGCUUGGGGAAGUUCUUGGAGGGAUUAAUUGUGCCAGAGUGGCAUUGCUCACUACUUAUUUCUACACAGUAGACUUUGAAUGUGUUCUGGACAGACAUCACCAUGCGGUGGCCUACAGUGAGCAGAGCCAGCUGCAGAUAUCUGAAGAUGGGAAAGUCCGCUGGGGUUCUGACUCUGUCGGGAAGGAUCGGAGUGAGGUCCCUCCAGGGGCACAACGUGUUGCUGUGGACUUCUUGGAUUCCAAAUCAUUCUGCAAAAACUCUCGUCACAUGAAAGGGGAAGCCAUGAUGAGAAAGAGACAUCUGGAGAUUCUGGGAUAUCAUGUUGUCCAGAUCCCUCAUUUUGAAUGGAACUCUAUGGAGCUCUCCACACAGGAUGCAUGGAAGGAAUACCUUCGGAAGAAGAUAUUUACUGGGCUUCCCUAAAGCACCUAGAUGUUGAAUGAAGGACACGUGUUAUAUUGCUUUUGCUACUGAACUGUGAGAGGAAAAAGUCUGCCUUUUAGAAAUAUAUAUUUGCAGGCAGGUCAUUGACUAUUAUUUUUAAGCAUCAGAUGUUUAUCAAGUGCUCCUUAUUGCCGACUCCAAAUCCUAAAGUGGACAUGGAGCUACCUCACCUCCUGCCAAGAAAAAAAAUGUAUCAGGCUUUUUAUAUGAACUGUGUCAUUUGUCAAAUAAUAAUAAUUGUUUGUAAUAAAAAUUUUAGAAAAGCUUU
Molecule: messenger RNA, 4889 nt
Organism: Oncorhynchus gorbuscha (pink salmon)
Lineage: Eukaryota; Metazoa; Chordata; Actinopteri; Salmoniformes; Salmonidae
Gene: fastkd1
Product: FAST kinase domains 1
Exons: 15
Coding region: 2087-4600 (837 amino acids)
Biological process (GO): regulation of mitochondrial mRNA stability; mitochondrial RNA processing
Cellular component (GO): mitochondrial matrix; ribonucleoprotein granule
Molecular function (GO): RNA binding
Source: RefSeq, a predicted model, not a curated record